CCUCAUUUCUCAAUAAUGUCAGCUAGUGUCGAGAAUAAUUUUUGUUUCAGUCUAAGAGUAGAGGACUAAUUUUCCAAUUAUUUUGUUCUCGAGCAACAGCUAUUUAGGUCAAACAAUGGAUAACGUGCUAAAACCUAUUCCGAUAGAAGACUGGCAUUUACUGAGAGACUUGCUAAAAAGACAAUGGCCUAAAUAUAUAAAGUAUUACUAUUGGCUGAACAAUGCGAUUAGAUGGAUGACUACUGGAUUCGAUAAAGACUUAUAUCAAAUAUACUGCCCAAAUGGAAAAUAUGAAACUGGCACUUUUAUUGGAGUGCUUUCACUUCUGACGUGUAGGGUUGUAAUAUUCAGUUUUGAAGAAACAAAAGAACUAUUGCAAAAAUCAAUCCUUGAUCUUCCAAGAGUAAUCCAUUGGUCCGAAGUAAUAUUUUGUGCCGUUCAUGAAAAUCUCGAGGAAGUUUUAUCAGAGUCAUUAAAACAAAUGAACAUUCUCACUGAAUUUUCAACCGUCACUAUUUGUCAUUACAAAACUAAAGAAGAUUGUGCUCAACAAUUAGUGGAAAUUCCGCCCGAGGUUUAUGUCGAAAAUUUGGAUCUUAAGCAUGUCAAGGAGAUUCAUUCGGUUUGGCCGCAUCGUGACAAGAAAAACCCUGAAUUAUCAUUUAAUUUUUUGUACACUUUAGUCGAAUACAAUGGUGGACUCGGUCUAUUUUUGAAGGACAACGAUCGUCUGGUUGCGUGGGUAUUACACAGCGAAUGGGACGGUCUUAGUAUGUUACAAACCAUUGAUGACCACAAAAAAAAAGGCUACGGUGCGGCAAUAGUUCGAGCAGCGUCCAAGGGAUUGGCAACCGAACACAAUAUCGAUACGGCAUUAGACGUUGUAGAGGAUAACGCAGCGGCACUAAAAUUGUUCAAAUCCUUAGGUUACCAGAGCUUGCAUAAAGCCGUUUGGGUUCAUACGCUAGGGCCAAAAGAAAAAAAAAGUUUAUAGUUUUUCGUUGAAAUAUAAUCCUUAAUUUUAUUUUUGUAUUCUUUCA
Trichogramma pretiosum is the source of this 1040-nucleotide messenger RNA. RefSeq lists its product as uncharacterized. Lineage: Eukaryota; Metazoa; Arthropoda; Insecta; Hymenoptera; Trichogrammatidae. The transcript has 5 exons. Gene Ontology annotation, molecular function: acyltransferase activity, transferring groups other than amino-acyl groups. Bases 116 to 994 code for a protein of 292 amino acids. The record is from RefSeq and is a predicted model, not a curated record.